Molecule: messenger RNA, 1831 nt
Organism: Euleptes europaea (tarantolino)
Lineage: Eukaryota; Metazoa; Chordata; Lepidosauria; Squamata; Sphaerodactylidae
Gene: SRRM4
Product: serine/arginine repetitive matrix 4
Exons: 13
Coding region: 5-1831 (608 amino acids)
Biological process (GO): regulation of RNA splicing; mRNA processing; neuron maturation
Cellular component (GO): nucleus
Molecular function (GO): mRNA binding
Source: RefSeq, a predicted model, not a curated record
GGCCAUGGCCAGCGUCCAGCAAGGGGAGAAGCAGCUCUUCGAGAAGUUCUGGAGGGGCACCUUCAAAGCCGUGGCCUCGCCCCGGCCGGGCAGCAGCAUCGUGACCAGCAUCACCUCCCGCAAGCCGCUGCCCAGCUGUGAGGCACCAAGCAGUCUGUCGCUUCCAGAGGACAAACGCCCAGCUCAAGAGACCAACAGAACCAAUGGUUGCGUGAGGCUGAAAGACAGCCGGGAAUCAGCCAGGUACAAAUCGCAAAGCCCAUCCUGUGAUGAGGAGUUUAUACCACCUCCCGCCAGGGGGAAGAAAAAGAAGAAGAAAUCGACAAGGAAGAAGAGGAGGAGAUCUCCAUCCUGUAGCCCCUCCCCUGUGAAGAAGAAGAAGAAAAAGAAGAACUCAAAGAAAAGAAAAAGAAACAGGUUAUCGUCAAAGAAGAGAAGACACAGUUCCUCAAGCCCCAAAAGCAAAAGGAAGGAAGAAAGAAAACACAAGAAACACACUCGUAGCCGGCCACGAAAAUCCCAACGCCACCACCAUCACCAUUACCGCUCUGGCUCAGAGAGCACUAAUUCCCUCUCAGAAAGCUGUGGAAGCAGAGCCAGGUUGCAGGAGGAAAGCCGCAAGGCUAAAUGGAAGCGGUCUCAGCAUUCUUCCAAAAGCACUAGGAAGUCAAAUGGCGCCACAGAGGUGACAGACCCCCCUCUCCUCAGCCACGCCGUCCAGAACAACAGCUUUCUCUCUGCCACAGAACUUAUUUCAGAGUCUGGGUCUUCUGCUGCCCUCUUUAAAAAAGCAGAAGGUCAGCUUGUCAAGCUAGCCAGACAGAAGUUGAACGGAGGACGGUAUGAAUAUGACUCAGGAAAUGAUACUUCUUCCCCUCCGUCUACUCAGACAAGCUCAUCCAGGUCAAAAGGCAGCCAGGAAGCAAGCUGUCAAGUCCAUGAUGGCUUUGGCCAGGCCUUCUCUUCUGAGAAGGUCAGCAGUGGCAGCAGCUCUGAUUCAGGAAACUCCUUCACCAGCUGCUCCUCCCGUACUAAGGGAGCAACUUUGGAAGAUGCACACCCAUCUCCAUGUGCUCAAGCCAAGGAUCAAAGAAGACGGCCUCUGCAAUCUGUUAGACACUCAGAGAAGAAGAAACACAGCCCGGCCUCCAUCCCUUUUUCCAACUCGCCACUUAGGCCAUCCGUCCAGAACAAGUCCUCCACCAGCAGAUCAUCACCAGAAUCCAGCCAUUCCCAUUUGGUGCAUCACAGGGCAGGGCCCAGGUCCUCCCAAAGCCGAUCCUGCUCCUCAGGGACAAGAUCCUAUUCACGUUCCCCCAGCUAUUCAUCCAAGUCAUGCAAGAGAAGUUCUGGAAGCCGGAGCUCAAGAACGCGCCGAAGCCCCAGCUAUUCUCGAUACAGCCCUAGCAGGGAUCGUGAACGAGAUCACAGGUAUGGUUCCAGCGGGAAGGAGUCUGACCACCACCGUGACCGCCGACGUCGCAAACAGUCUUAUUCUCCCAUGAGGAAACGCAGAAGAGAUUCUCCUAGCCACCUGGAAGCACGGCGCAUAACAAGUGCCCGGAAGCGCCCCAUCCCUUACUACAGACCUAGCCCCUCCUCAUCAUCAUCCCCCAGCAGCACAAGCAGCUAUUCCUCUUGGUACAGCAACUUCAGCCUCUCUCCCAGCCGCAGCCGCAGCGUCUCUAGCGACAGGACCGGCCGCAGCAGGAGCUGGAGCAGCAGUAGCUGCAAUGGCAGCCGUAGCCGUAGCUCAGGGGCCAGGAACAGCCGGCGAAGCUGCAGCAGGAGUUCCGAAUCGGCAGGCAGUUGCGACAGCAUGCGGCGUUAG